Messenger RNA from Grammomys surdaster, 321 nucleotides. RefSeq names its product EKC/KEOPS complex subunit LAGE3-like. The transcript is spliced from 3 exons. Lineage: Eukaryota; Metazoa; Chordata; Mammalia; Rodentia; Muridae. Gene Ontology annotation, cellular component: EKC/KEOPS complex. The annotation marks the transcript as partial. The record is from RefSeq and is a predicted model, not a curated record.
GGACCCAGCGGAGAUGCAGCAACAAUUGCAAGUCGACUCCUGGAGUUCUCUGUAACAGUGCCUUUCCGGACUGCAGUGGAGGCAGACAUGGCCCGCAGAUCCCUGGUCGCCAAUGCCCGUCGCCAGCAAGUGAUGGUUCAGCAGGAGUUCACAGUGAAUGACAGUAUUCUGGCUGUUAGGUGGACUACUGAAGACCCUGUCCUCUUCCGAAUUUCCAUCAACACUUUCCUUGACCAGCUCUCCCUAGUGAUGAGAAACAUUCAGCGCCUGGAAUUUGUGGCUAUUGUCAAACGAGGACGAGGAAGAAGUCGUGAAUCCUAA